AUGCAUGGAAAGAUCAUCUUCUACGAGGACAGGAACUUCCAGGGUCGCUCCUAUGAGACCAGCAGCGACUGCGCCGACAUGUCCUCCCACCUGAGCAGGUGCCACUCCUGCAAGGUGGAGAGCGGCUGCUUCAUGGUAUACGACCGCCCCAACUACACAGGGAACCAGUACUUAAUUAAGAGGGGCGAGUACUCUGACUACCAGCGGAUGAUGGGUUUUGGAGACUGCAUUAGGUCCUGUCGUAUGAUCCCCACGCACAAAGGCUCCUACAAAAUAAGGAUCUACGAGAUGGAGAACUUUGGCGGUCAGAUGACCGAGUUGAUGGAGGACUGCGACAACAUCCAAGAGCGUCACCGCAUGUCCGACUGCCAGUCCUGCAACGUGAUGGACGGCCAGUGGCUGAUGUACGAGCAGCCCCACUUCAGAGGCAGGAUGAUGUACCUGAGGCCCGGAGAGUACAGGAGCUUCAGGGAGAUGGGCUACGACGGAUCCAGAUUCAGCUCUAUCAGACGCAUCACCGACUCCUGCUAACUCCACUAUUUUAAAAUCGUCAGAAUUAUAGAAACCUUUUGAAACAUGGCAUACACAAUCUGUAACGUUGGAAAUCUUUAAAUUGGAUUUUUAUUGUGUUUGUAUAUUGUUUAAUUUGACUGCAAAUUUUAAAUACAGACUGGAAUCUUA
Messenger RNA from Labrus bergylta (ballan wrasse), 681 nucleotides. Its product is annotated as gamma-crystallin M3. Gene Ontology annotation, molecular function: structural constituent of eye lens. Gene Ontology annotation, biological process: lens development in camera-type eye; visual perception. The record is from RefSeq and is a predicted model, not a curated record. Lineage: Eukaryota; Metazoa; Chordata; Actinopteri; Labriformes; Labridae.